Messenger RNA from Penicillium odoratum, 1677 nucleotides. RefSeq lists its product as uncharacterized. Bases 1 to 1677 code for a protein of 558 amino acids. The transcript is spliced from 9 exons. Gene Ontology annotation, biological process: amino acid transmembrane export from vacuole. The record is from RefSeq and is a predicted model, not a curated record. Lineage: Eukaryota; Fungi; Ascomycota; Eurotiomycetes; Eurotiales; Aspergillaceae.
AUGGCGAACACGGAUCAAGAGAACGAAAGUGUUGCUGGCCCGCAAGUAUUCAAACACGCCACUGCCGAAGUGGCUGUUACACCCCGUGAUACUCAACGGGAAUAUGAACGCUUAUUUGGCGUCGAUGAAGAUGCCUUUGAUCAACCCACCACCAGUCGGAAGGAGCUGUGGUCGUACUACCUCUAUUAUAAUGGUGAUAAUGGCGUGGGUCCGGGCUCCUACAGUCAAGCAUUAUUCCAAUGGGCCUUGACAAAUGCCGGAUACAUUCCCGAUACAAACCCGCCUCAGCCUUGCACCGAUUCCUCCGCGUGUGUGGUGCCCUGGGCAGGCGGCACGCGAUCUACAUCCUCGGUGAUCCUGAUUGCCAAUGGUCUCUGUUUUGCCUUCAUGACAGUGAUCUUUGUCUGGCUAGGUAGUGCUGCAGAUUACGGCUCAUUCGGAAGAUGGCUGCUUCUUGUUUUGACUGUUGUGGCCUGGGCACUACAAUACGGCAUGCUUGCUAUCCGACACCCUAGUCAAUGGCCCGCAGCCAUGGCCAUGUAUGUUGUUGCAUAUAUCGCCUAUGGUGCGACUCUGGUAUUUUAUGCCGCUGUCUUUCCUAGACUUGCGCGGUACAUGCCGCACGUACGAAAGGCGCGAGAUGAACUGCGAGAAGGCAAGAUUGAGCAGCAUGAAUACGAUGCGAUCGAGUCUUUGGAAAGAAAUCAUAUCAGUAACAUCUCGACUGCACACAGCAAUAUUGGAUACCUCCUCACAUUAGUCCUGAAUUUGAGCGUUCUUCUUCCGAUGCAGAAUAACCAGUUCUCAAACAACCUGGCACUAUGUCUCACAAAUUCAUAUUGGGUGAUUCUCGGAAUCUGGUGGUUCUUAUUUCAGCAGAAACGCCCCGGUCCCACUGUCCCUAAGGGCUCGAACUAUGCCACAAUUGGGUUCAAACAGAUUUGGCUGGCAAUGAGAGAGAUCAGGUCUCUCCCGCAGACUUUUCUGUACUUUGUGGCCUAUUUCUUGCUAGCUGACGGACUGAACACGACAGGAACUCUUGUCUCAAUCAUUCAAAAUGACUACGUCUCAUUUUCCUUCCUGCAAAUCACCUAUCUCGGUAUUACACAGGCCGUUUGCUCCAUCAGUUCCACGUUUGGGUUUUGGUACAUCCAGCGGUACUUCAAGCUCAAAACAAAGACGAUGUUCAUGAUCACCAAUUUCUUCACUGCCUUCAUUCCAUUCUGGGGCAUGCUGGGUCUAUGGACGACCCGAAUCGGCUACCAUAAUAGGUGGGAAUUUUACUUCUACAACGUCGUCUUUGGCUUGUUCCAAGCGCCCUACUAUGCAUACGCCCAAACGAUGAUUAGCGAACUCAUGCCUCGGGGCUACGAUAACAUGUUUUUUGCCUUGUUUGGGAUCACCAAUCGAGCAUCUUCGAUCAUCGGUCCGAACGUGAUUCAGGCUAUUAUCAAUGAUACGCGUAACAACUGGAUGGGCUUCCCCUUUCUUUUUGCUGUCUGUACGGGUGCCAUGAUCGCAAUUGGUUUCGUGGAUGUUGAAAAGGGCCGUGAAGAUUGCAGGAACUUCACUGAGCAGCGGAAGGUGGACCGCGUUGUUGCGGAAGCUGGAUUAGAUCCGAAUGAUCUGAAUGGAAAGGGAGUACCAAGGAAUCAUCACUCUGUAGAAGGUGAAUAG